Messenger RNA from Crotalus tigris (Tiger rattlesnake), 3831 nucleotides. RefSeq names its product fucolectin-like. Lineage: Eukaryota; Metazoa; Chordata; Lepidosauria; Squamata; Viperidae. Bases 415 to 1032 code for a protein of 205 amino acids. The record is from RefSeq and is a predicted model, not a curated record. The transcript is spliced from 6 exons.
UUUUGGAGAAAUCGCAGUUUGAAGAGGAGCAGCUGUGAAAUUCACCCACAUUUCGUGGGCCAAGUGAGAGACCCCAGGACGAUGCUUCUCACCUGGAUGUGACUGCCUGUUCUGGGGCAGGGGGAGGCCCAGAGCUGCAGACCGGACCUGAUAGGCAUCACUACAAAUGUGGCCAGAGGGUGUCCAGCUUUCCAAUCUUCCACCUUUCCAAGCCAGUUCAAUUCAGUUGCAAGCAAAGCCGUGGAUGGGAACUGCAGCAGACACUGGAUUGGGCAGAACACCUGCACCCACACAAAGCGAGAAAGGGGGCCCUGGUGGUACGUGGACCUGGGUAGCCAGUAUUCUAUUUCUUCCGUGGUGGUGAAAACCCAGACAGACUGCUGUGGAGAAAGGCUUCGGGGAGCAGAGAUCCGCAUGGCAGGCUGCAUGCCCAACUGUGGACUCUCCAAUCUUCUGACGAUGCUUCUCACCUGGAUGUGGCUGCCUGUUCUGGGGCUCCUGGCCGGCCAGGGGGAGGCCCAGAGCUGCAGACCGGACCUGAUAGGCGUCGCUAUAAACGUGGCCAGAGGACGUCCAGCUUUCCAAUCUUCCACCUUUCCAAGCCAGUUCAAUUCAGUUGCAAGCAAAGCCGUGGAUGGGAACUGCAGUGGACGCUGGAUUGGACAGAACACCUGCACCCACACGAAGCGAGAAAGGGGGCCCUGGUGGUACGUGGACCUGGGUAGCCGGCAUGCCAUUUCUUCCGUGGUGGUAAAAAACCGUGCAGACUGCUGUGGAGAAAGGCUCCAGGGAGCAGAGAUCCGUGUGGGAAACUUUGUGAGCAACCAUGGAAAAAACAAUCCUCUCUGUGGGAGAAUCACCGACACCCGUCUGGGCUCCAUCAGCACCAUCUCCUGCAACGGUCGUGUGGGACGCUAUGUCACCGUCACCGUUCCUAGCCGCACAGUAUCCCUGGCACUGUGCGAGGUGGAAGUCUACGGGACCAGGGUGCUUAGCCCGGAGAAUUGUGAGCCAGGACAGGGACAAGGAUAAUGGAUAACUCAGUCAAUCUUGUUCUCUUAAAUAAACCUACUCUGAGCAAUUGUUUUGUUUCUGGGAUUGGUUGCAAAGACACAAAGGCAAAGAGGGGGCAGACCACAAAGGAGAAGGCAUCGUCUAGGUCUUCAAGAUCUGUUUUGUGUUGCAGUCUUAGAUCAAUCAUAACAUCCUCCUAUAAGUCCAAAGCACCAGAAGGCAGGAGAAGAAGCAAUGGGUGGGAAAUGACCAAGGAGAGAAGCAACUGAGAAGUAAGGAGGAAUUUCCCGACAGUGAGAACAAUUAACCAGUGGAACAGAAGUCGCCUCCAGAAGUUGUGGGUGAUCCAACACUGGAGGUUUUAAAGAAGAGACUGGACAGCCAUUUGUCUAGAAUGGGGUAGUGGUCUCUUGUUUCAGCACAGGGUUGGACUAGAGGAGAGGGAGGGAGGGACUAUGGGGUCCGUGGUGCUCUCUAAGCUUGGUUGUUUUUCUCAGACGUUUCAUUACCCAACCAGGUAACACCAUCAGUGCUAGUGGAUCUGAUGGCACAUCAUCAAUCAAUCAAUGAGGAGGAAGCUCCUGGAACACGGCCCGUUCCCUUUUGCCAGAGAGCUCCGCACACAGACACCGGCCAGCCAUCUCUCCAAGAGUUUCGGGCAGAUUCUGCACAAGAGCAAAACACCGGAGCAAAGAGCUCCCCUUUCAGGUGUAGGAGAUCAGCUUUUGGUUAAAAUAUUCCUAGCAGUAAACCAGGCAAUCCCACGAAUGGAGGACAGGGCAAGUGGGAAUCACGAACCACCUCCAAGAGGAAUCCGAUUCACGAACCACCUCCAAGCAGAAGCGAAGGAGCGGGUUCCGUUGAUGGCCCGACACCCUGUUUAGCUUUGUCCCACGAAGUGAGAGGCUUACAGGUCAGCAAAUACUCCGAUUCAUUUGGGGAUGGCACAUCUCAUGAACCCGGCUCUCGUCUUCCGAUGAGAGGCUGAGGGCUUUCUGGGUGAACGAGCCUACAAGCGCGUGAAUUAAGCCUCGGAGGGCGUCUCCACAGGUAUUUGCAUCCACCACGUCCAGAAGCCCGACAGGGAAGAAGAAUACCCUAAAGCAGGGGUGGGGAACCGGGGCCCUUUCGUGACUUGUGGACUUCAACUCCCACCAUUCCUGAGCCGGGCAAGUCGUGAAAGGACUGUGAUUCCCCACCCCUGCCCUAAACCAUCCGAGACAGGAAGCGUUGUUGAGAGCGCUUUUCAAUGACGGUGCCCACCCUUUGCAGACCUCCCUCCCUGCCCUGUCUGUUUUCAGUCAGCCUCUCCACUUCACAGGGGUUCCAGAGGCAUCGGUCCUGAUUCCCCUCAGCUGGCCACAGAAGGGAAUGAGACAAACCAGGUUCCACUCUUGAGAUGAGGAAGCCACAGAGAACGGGCUGAGCUUGCCAGCCAGCUACAGCUCUGCCGGGGCUGCUUCCCUGCCAUGAGGAACAAGCUACGGCAGAGACCCCCACACACACACACCACGAGACUUUUUGGACACCAGAAACCCGUUCUGCGGAGGUCGGUUCUUCAGUGGAACUGGGAUGUGUGGUUUCACACACUGCCUGGAUCCCCUGUGAGCACGGAUGGGGCUUGGCUGGCUUGGCAGGCUGCGGACUGGUGUGGGGUCACAGCCCGGGGAUUGGGUACCCGAGCCAGAGCGUAACUCUGAUCUUGUCCGUUUUCUCCCUGGUGAUUUAGAGGCUCCAGGGCCACCGUAGCCCGUCAGCUGGUGACCCUAUUAGUGAUGGAGAAAGUCCCCCGGGAGCGGAGAGCCGAGGGCUGGAGGGGCCUCCCUUCCCUUUGGUGCCCACCAGCAAACACCAGAGGGCAUCAGGCUGGCGAAGCUGCCAUCUGGGAGGGGUUCUGGGCUGGGGUGUCGGGCAGGGUCCCAAGGACGGCCUCCUGUUAUGCAACUGAUGGAAGGUUCGGAGGGAGGUGGGGAACUCGUCUCAAUGGGGGUGGGGGUUCCUGCCACUGCAAGGGCAAAGGAGGAGGGCUGGACAAACUCUUGUGACUAUUGAAUAGUCCUCAACUUACAAGCAUCCGUUUAGUGACCUUUCCAAGUUGCAACAGCACGGAAAAAAGUAACAGAUCGUUUUUCACACACUUACGACCACCGCAUCCCCCUGGGGUCAUGUGAUCAAAAUUUGGCCACUUGGUGACUGACUCAUAGUUGCGACAGCCGCAGCGUCCCCUGGGGGUCACAUGAUCCCAUUUCGGCGAUCUUCUGACAAAUGAAGUCCAUGGGGAAGCCAAAUUCACUUAACAACCACAGUGAUUCAUUUAACCACGGUGGCAAGGAAGGUCGUAAAAUGGGGCAAAGCUCACUUAACAACUUUCUCGCUUAGCGACAUAAAUUUGGGGCUCAACUGUGGCCGUAUGUUGAGGACCACCUGCGCUCGGUCUGCAGGAAAACACCCACCGUGGGGAGGAGCUGUCCUGACUGCAGACUCGGCUGCGCUGUCAAGACCACCGGAGGGAGGGGGGGGCUGUGUUGCUCCCCAAGUUUAUGAUCUCCCAAACUGCAGUGCUGGCACCCCCAGAGACGCUCCCCCCAUGGCCAGGCGCCCGUUCAAUUCACCCUCUUGCAGCGGCUUCCAGCGGAAGGGCUGGAAAGGGGCCGCCUCCUUCCCUUCCUCCCCAGCUCUCGUUCGUGGGGAGGGCUCAGCCAGCCCCACCUGUGCUGAGGAGGGUCCCCCAAGCCCCCAAGUAGCCCACAGGAAGCCCCAUCCCCCGAGCAAAAACCCUCCUGCCCUGUGCCCAAGCCGCAGGGACCCAAGACCAGG